AUGCUUGCUUUGGACGUUUUAUCGGUGCUUGUUUUAGCUGUUGGUGCAGUUUCCUUUACUGUACCAGGAUAUAGCUCACUUCAACGUCAGAUCUUAUCCAAAAAAUCAGACACUGUCCUGCCUUUGGAUAUCUAUGUCAAUUUGCCUUUAAAUGAAACUGAUUUCAUCAAUUAUCAUAUUCAAAAAUUGAAAAACUUUAAUGGUACAAAGUGUGAGCUAUGCAAGUAUAAAAUGAGAUAUGCUAAGCAAAUGGUUGAAGACUAUCCUGAACAAGAACAUCUUGUUACCUUGAUGUUAUUCCAAGAUUGUUUGAACAGAAAGAACAUUUAUAGAUGUGAUGCUAGAGAAUUCUUUGUUACUACUAAAUCGGAAAAUUUCGAAUCAUUUAAUGAAGAUUCCGAUUCAGGUAUAACUUCUGGUAGAAGUGUCAAUUUUUUCGAUAACGAUUUCUUGCAAGUUAUCAAAAGGUUCAAUGUUUCCAGCGAUUUGGACUUGGAAUACUUUUGUUCUCUUGCCAGUAGCGUGGGACUGUGUAGGUUGCCAAAGACUCCAAACGUUGAGGAAAUUUUUGAUAUGCAAAGUUGGUGGCCAGCAAAGAAACCAGAGUACUAUCAACAACCAGAAUACAAAAACAACAGCGAAAGAUUCAAUGUUGUUCACAUUACUGACUUCCAUAUCCAACCAAGGUACACGUUUGGUUCAGAAUCCAACUGUUCCUCUUACCCAUGUUGUCUUCCAGAAUCAUACAAUAAAGAGUUGCCAGGAAUAGACUACAACUUCACCACCUAUUAUAAAAACCUUAACCCAUCUCUUGAAACUUUUGAUUUUUCCUUUUACCCAGAUGCUAGGUAUGACGAGAACAACACAUAUAUCAAAGGAGACUACUAUGAUCUCCCAAAGUAUCGUGGCUACAAUUACAACAAUGCUCCAGCAACUCCUUUCGGAGGUUAUCUUUCUGACAGUCCAGAAUUAUUGAUGAACAGUUCCUUGGUUGAAGUUGCCAAAUUACAUGCAAAGAAAAAUUUCGAGUUGGUUUUGUUCACUGGUGACUUGGUCGAUCACGAUACUGCUCAUUGUACUCCAAAUGUUACCAAGGAAGCUGAAGUAAAGUCUUUCAACUUGAUGAAAAAGUUCUUGAACAAUAUUCCAAUUAUGCCAUCCUUGGGUAACCAUGAUACCUUCCCAUAUGCUCAAAUGGCACCACAUCAAUUUCAAACUAAAAACCAUUCCUAUGACUACAAUAUUGAUGAUAUGGUUAAUUUAUGGAUUAAUAAUGAAUGGUUUGAUGAAAAAGAUGCCAACGAUUUAAAGAAACAUUACACAGGGUUCUCGUAUGUGACCAACCGUGGAUUGAAAAUCAUUGCUUUGAACUCAAACACAUAUUACAGAUCCAAUUUAUGGGCAUAUAUUGAUCAUACUACCAAUGCUGAUUUAUUCGGAAAUUGGAAGUUCCUCGUUGACGAAUUAGUGGAUGCUGAAUCAAAAGGACAAAGAGUUUGGAUCAUGGCUCACGUUCCUCCAAACCACAAUGAUGUCUUGCCAGUUCACUCAAGAAUCUUUGGUAAAAUCGUUGAAAGAUUCUCUCCAUAUACUAUUGCAAGUUUGUUCUAUGGCCACACCCAUGAAGAUCAAUUCACAAUCCUUUACACGAGCAAUGUAACUGCUGCUAAUGCCGUUGCCAAUGAUGUCCUCAAUAUGGCAUGGGUCGCUCAAUCUGUGACACCAUUCGUUGCCUAUAAUCCAUCAUGGAAAUGGUACGAAGUUGAAAACGAAAGUUUCAACAUCAUCAACGCCUACAAUUACUAUGCUCAAUUGAAUGUCACUUUUGUUAAUGAUGGUGAAGAGCCUGAAUGGGAGGUGGAAUAUAGUACAAGAGACGUUUAUGAUCCAGAACACACAUGGCCCGAGGAUGCGCCAUUGAAUGGUACUUUCUGGCAUAAAUAUGUUGCUCAACGUUUAUGGAACACGAGCGAUGUAGAGUUUAGUCAGACAUUCACUAAUUUUAGAUACAGAUUGAGUCCAUAUACUCCAAACUGUACCAAUGAAGAUGGUACUUUAAGCGAUCUGUGCUUUACUGCAAACAAUUGUUUUGUCAACUUCUACGCUGACGACCAAAGGAGAUGUCAAAAAUGA
Molecule: messenger RNA, 2133 nt
Organism: Lodderomyces oxycetoniae
Lineage: Eukaryota; Fungi; Ascomycota; Pichiomycetes; Serinales; Debaryomycetaceae
Product: PPN1 endopolyphosphatase family protein
Exons: 1
Coding region: 1-2133 (710 amino acids)
Molecular function (GO): phosphoric diester hydrolase activity
Source: RefSeq, a predicted model, not a curated record